AUCAUUCAUCUGCCACAUGGUCCCUGCAACUUGUUUAUUACAAAAGAAACAACACACCAUCCGAUAUUGUAUGUAGUAAUAUAUUAAGAUAUAAUAAUACUGAUCACAUCUUCUUGUUAUGUUGUGUAUGUAUGGACUAAGUUGUUGACCAUUGCAAUAUCUCUCAUUCCCCGCUCUUCCCACUGUCACUUUCUUCUCUCUCUCUCCCCACUCGCGACGGUGUUCUUCUUCCUGGGUUUAAUCUUUGAUUCAGUUCUGCCAUGGUGGUGGAAGGAAGAAGUAGAAGUAGAAGUAGAAGUAGAUCCUUGCCCUCCUUUGAACUCACUCUCCUCUUACUCUCACUAUUCCUAUGUUUCUCCCACUCUCUCUCUGAUCCCGAUCUGUUAGAGGAGGAAACCGUCGCCAACUCCUCCGUAGCAUCUCUCAACGCUUCUUCUACUGGUAAGCCUAAGGAAGGCAGCUUCGCUGACAUCAUUGAUCGUGCUCUCGAGAAAGAGUUCAAUGAAAGCGACCAGACUGAAGUGGCUGAUCCUGGAAGCUUCAACAACAGUGUUGCUGGACAGCAGGCUGUUCUGGAGACUGUAGCCAGAGUAAAGUCAACAAAGAAAAACGAGACAAAAGAGGACAAGUACAAUAUUCAGUUUCUACUUCUUGUUGUCUCUCUAGAACUUUCUUAUAUGACAUUCUAUAAUGUUUCAAAGUGUUAUCUAAUUUUCCUCUUUAGGAGGUUUCAACUCCAUGAUGUUUUCAACUUGGACAAUGAUAACAGAGCUGAGGACACUCCAACUCUGAUUGAUCGAAAAGACAAUGUAUUCAUCAUAUCCAAUUUCAAAUCCAAGUAUCCAGUAUUGCAGCUAGACUUGAGAUUGAUAUCAGACUUGGUGGUUGUCAUUGUAUCAGCAACUUGUGGUGGUAUCGCCUUUGCUUGUGCUGGACAGCCGGUGAUAACUGGCUAUUUACUAGCAGGAUCUAUCAUCGGCCCUGGAGGUUUGAACUUCAUCAGUGAGAUGGUCCAGGUUGAAACAGUAGCUCAAUUUGGUGUGGUGUUUCUGCUCUUUGCAUUGGGUCUAGAGUUCUCCACUGCUAAGCUUCGAGUGGUUAGAUCAGUUGCUGUUCUUGGAGGCCUUCUUCAAAUUCUUCUUUUCAUGUUCUUGUGUGGAAUCACAGUGUCGUUAUGUGGUGGUAAACACUCAGAGGGAGUAUUUGUUGGAGCAUUUUUAUCAAUGUCAUCAACUGCUGUGGUGCUGAAGUUUCUCAUGGAAAAAAAUUCAACUAAUUCUAUUCAUGGCCAAGUUACUAUUGGAACCCUUAUUCUUCAGGAUUGUGCUGUGGGUUUGCUGUUUGCAUUGCUUCCAGUUCUUGGGGGAAACUCUGGUGUUCUUGAGGGAGUGUUGUCAAUGGCAAAAGUGGUGGUUGUGUUGCUUUCGUUUUUGGCUGUUUUGACAAUAUUAUCACGAACAUGUAUUCCUUGGUUGCUGAAGCUAAUGGUCAGCUUAUCAUCACAGACAAAUGAACUCUAUCAGUUAGCUGCUGUUGCGUUUUGCCUACUCGUAGCCUGGUGUAGUGAUAAGCUGGGGUUAAGUCUUGAACUAGGUUCUUUUGCCGCAGGGGUCAUGAUAUCAACUACGGAUCUCGCUGAACAUACGUUGGAGCAAAUAGAACCAAUCCGUAACUUAUUUGCUGCUCUUUUCCUAGCCAGCAUUGGGAUGUUGGUUAAUGUACAUUUUCUAUGGACACAUGUGGAUAUCCUGUUAGCUUCUGUAAUAUUAGUAAUCAUCAUAAAGACAACUAUAGUUACAACAGUUGUCAAGGGAUUUGGAUACAGCAACAAAACGGCUCUUCUGGUUGGAAUAUCUCUGGCUCAGAUAGGGGAGUUUGCCUUUGUACUACUCAGCCGUGCCUCCAAUCUUCACCUGAUCGAGGGGAAACUCUACUUGCUUCUCCUGGGGACAACCGCACUUAGCCUGGUUACAACACCUCUUGUGUUCAAAGUGAUACCAGCGGUUGUGCAUCUUGGAGUACUGUUAAGGUGGUUUUCUCCAGACACUGCUAUGGAGAAAGGAGAGAUAAUAAGAUCAGAGAGUGCUAAGCAACGGAUGAUACUGAUGUCACGCCAAUCCCACAACUCCUAAAACCACAAUGUUUCUUCUCAUGUAAAGUUCUGUCACACACAAAAAAUCUAUGUGGAACCCUAACAUUGUUUGCUUCCUGGAACCCACUAACCUCUGCCCUUUUUCACCAUUUGUUUCACUUGUAAUUAGUAUUGUUUUUUCUGUCCCUUCGUUGUAAUCUGUAAUGAAAAUAUUUUAUCAAUAUUCA
Brassica oleracea var. oleracea is the source of this 2319-nucleotide messenger RNA. Its product is annotated as K(+) efflux antiporter 6-like. Gene Ontology annotation, biological process: proton transmembrane transport; potassium ion transmembrane transport. The transcript has 19 exons. The record is from RefSeq and is a predicted model, not a curated record. Gene Ontology annotation, cellular component: membrane. Lineage: Eukaryota; Viridiplantae; Streptophyta; Magnoliopsida; Brassicales; Brassicaceae. Gene Ontology annotation, molecular function: potassium:proton antiporter activity. The coding region runs from base 261 to 2132 and encodes 623 amino acids.